This is a messenger RNA of Solanum tuberosum (potato), 1420 nucleotides long. RefSeq names its product arogenate dehydratase/prephenate dehydratase 6, chloroplastic-like. NCBI's taxonomy places the organism in Eukaryota, Viridiplantae, Streptophyta, Magnoliopsida, Solanales, Solanaceae. The transcript has 3 exons. Gene Ontology annotation, cellular component: cytoplasm; chloroplast. Bases 137 to 1420 code for a protein of 427 amino acids. Gene Ontology annotation, molecular function: prephenate dehydratase activity; arogenate dehydratase activity. The record is from RefSeq and is a predicted model, not a curated record. Gene Ontology annotation, biological process: L-phenylalanine biosynthetic process.
AUUUCUUUCAUUUCUCAGCUUGGAUGUUCCCUUAGAACUACAAGCUUCAAAUAAAUUUCUCUCUUUUUAUAUUUUCAUUUUAUUCUCAAUUACACCCCUAAUUUUAUAGAGUAAUUGCAAUUUGCACCCUAGAAAAAUGCAAUCGCUUACUCCAUCAUCGUCGGGGAUAAAUCUCAAAUCCUUAAUCCGGACGAAGAUACAGUCGAACCGGGUUAACCCGAUUCGACCGGUUAUCAGAUGCGUUUACCGGUUUGACGCGGCCAACGCCGCCGUCAACACCGGUACCGCGAAUACCAACUCUGCCGGACACGUCGGCGGUUCUAGAGCCGACUGGCAGAGUUCCUGUGCGAUUUUAGCAAGUAAAGUUGUGUCGCAGCAGCAGAACGCUGAGAAGAGUGGCGGCGCUGGUAACAUCACCGCCGUGAACGGCCAUAAGGCGACGAUGGAUCUCGAUCUAGUUCCAAUCGAUAACCAACCUAAGCCGCUCACCAUCACUGACCUCUCCCCAGCGCCGAUGCACGGUGCUCAGCUUCGCGUCGCUUACCAAGGUGUACCUGGAGCGUACAGCGAAGCUGCCGCCGGUAAAGCUUAUCCGAAAUGUGAAGCCAUACCUUGUGAUCAAUUCGAAGUUGCAUUCCAAGCCGUUGAGCUCUGGAUCGCUGACCGUGCAGUUCUCCCCGUUGAAAACUCUCUCGGAGGAUCCAUUCACAGAAACUACGACCUCCUCCUCCGUCACCGUCUCCACAUCGUCGGAGAAGUUCAACUCCCAGUUCAUCACUGCCUCUUAGCACUUCCAGGCGUUCGAAAAGAGUAUCUCAACAGAGUCAUAAGCCAUCCACAAGCCUUAGCACAAUGCGAGCUUACACUAACAAAACUCGGUUUAAACGUAACUCGAGAAGCUGUUGACGAUACCGCCGGCGCUGCCGAAUACAUAGCUUCCAACAACCUCCGUGACACAGCCGCAAUCGCCUCCGCACGCGCCGCCGACCUAUACGGUCUCCAUAUCUUAGCUGAAGGAAUCCAGGACGAUUCAAGCAACGUAACUCGUUUCGUUAUGCUAGCGCGUGAACCAAUAAUUCCUCGAACCGAUCGUCCAUUCAAAACAAGCAUCGUCUUCGCACAUGAUAAAGGAACAAGCGUUCUGUUCAAAGUGUUAUCAGCUUUCGCAUUCAGAAACAUCAGUUUAACGAAGAUCGAGUCACGGCCUCACCGGAAUCGUCCGAUCCGGCUAGUCGACGAUGCGAACGUCGGAACGGCGAAGCAUUUCGAGUACAUGUUCUAUGUAGAUUUCGAAGCUUCCAUGGCGGAUGUUAGAGCUCAGAAUGCGUUGGCUGAAGUUCAGGAGUUCACGUCGUUUUUGAGGGUUUUGGGAAGUUAUCCAAUGGAUAUGACUCCAUGGUGUCCUUCUCGUGAAGAUUAA